Molecule: messenger RNA, 1634 nt
Organism: Triticum dicoccoides
Lineage: Eukaryota; Viridiplantae; Streptophyta; Magnoliopsida; Poales; Poaceae
Product: protein ALP1-like
Exons: 4
Coding region: 448-1212 (254 amino acids)
Source: RefSeq, a predicted model, not a curated record
CCGCGGGGAGAGCCGAUUCGGGUCGCCCUCGACGGCAAAGCCAGAACGCGCGAAAAAAUCUAGGCGGAACUCUUCGGAUGGAUAAGUCCGUCUGCAACAAAUCCCUAAAUCUACGUUCUCCACUCCGACCUCCUCCUCCACUUUCCCCUCCGAUUUUUGCUCAUCUCAAUGAAAUCCUCCGAAGCUGCAGAGAUAAAUCGAGCGAGUUGGCUCAAGUUGCCCUCCACGAUUAGCUGAAGGCGCAUCAGAUUUGAUAGGGAAAGCUUACAUCCGCCUUGCUCAAGUCUUCGUCCGCCCCCAUCUGCCUUGCUCAGAUGGACGACAGUGCGCAAAUUAAAAGAAAAAUUGCGUUCUUCAGUGCUUUUGUAGUGGCAUAUUGUUAUCAUAUAUCUAAGCAACUCUAGUCACCCUACAAGAUACUCAUUAUUAGAGAGAAAUAAAGAAAGAAUGGCAUAUCUACGAAAAUUGUAUCACGGUGAGGAGAAACACUGCAUUGGCGAAUUGCGCAUGGAAAAAUCAGUGUUCUUCAAACUGUGUGAUAAAUUACGGAGUAUGGGUCCACUUAAAGAUACAUGGCAUUGUACUGUAGAGGAGCAAGUUGCCAUGUUCCUCACUACAGUAGGGCAUCAUAAGAAAAAUAUCGACAUUAGUUUCCAUUUCACAAGGUCAGGUGAGACAGUGAGUCGUCACUUCAACAGAGUUUUAUUUGCAAUUAGGAAACUUGGACCAGAAAUGCUUAGGCAUCGAACACUUGAUACACCAUCAAAGAUUGAAGGCAACCCACGAUUUGAUCCGUAUUUUAAGGACUGUAUUGGUGCUAUUGAGGGUACACAUGUUCCAUGUAACGUUCCAUCUCGGAUAGUCGACAGAUUUCGUGGCAGGAAACCAUUCCCUACCCAAAAUGUUCUUGCGGCGAUUGACUUUGAUUUGUUAUUCACUUAUGUUUGUGGGGGCUGGGAAGGUUCGGCCCACGAUUCAAUUGUUUUACGACAUUCUCUUGAGCAUCCAAAUGGCCUUAGAAUCCCUGAAGGUAAAUACUAUCUUGCGGAUGCGGGUUAUGCAGCUAGGAGAGAAUUCCUACCACCGUUCCGUCAAACUCGAUAUCAUUUGCGUGAAUGGAGGGGUAAUAAUAGACCCCGCACCCAGAAUGAGCUAUUCAACUUAAGGCACUCAUCCCUUCGUACAACCGUUGAAAGGCAUUUGGGACAUUAAAGAACCGUUUCAAAGUUCUGACAACUAGGCCUUACUAUCCCUUUCCUUCACAAGUAUAUGAGUCGUCAUAGCAUGUUGUAUCCUUCACAGCUGGAUAUUACUAAACGGGGGUCCUGACGAACUAGUCUACAGUGAGCACAACUGGUUUGAGCAAUAUCCAAGAUCAGCUGGCCGUGUCCAACGGGAUUUACGUGAGGAACAAAGGGAGGUGCUUAAAGAUAGGGAUACCAUGGCAGCCAAUAUGUGGAGAAAUAGGCAUAAUGUUAGACGUGGUUGAUUUUUUUCAAGCUUUAUGUAUGAGUUUGUUGAUUCUAAGUUGCAUUGCCACUUAGAAGAACAACUUGUGUGUUUUCUUUCUUCAACUUGUAACUAUGAUUUAUUUCCCUUGGUACGAGUGGCAAUGCGAUAUGCAUCUCAGAGGU